AUGGCCGUCAACGAUGCCGCCGCACUGGACACCGAACCAAACCGCAGGCGCUGUCUGCAGCCAUCCCACCUCUCACCCAGACUCAUGCCCGACGCGGCACCACAGAGAGGGACGUCUCCGCCUCACCCUCGCAGCUGCGCCAAGUGCCUGAGAUCGGUCCUGUGCUCUCGGUGCAUCACCGCGGCCGAAACAGUUGAGGUUGGUGGUGAUGGUGGUGGAUGCUCUCACGGAAGCCUAGAGUGUGAUGCCCUGGUGCGUCUGUCGGCUUUGCAACGCGAGCAACCGGACCUGGCCAGCUCUCUACUGGGUGGCAGCACGGUUUACCUCAGGUGGGCGACCCUCUUGGCUUGGCUCACCUUCGGCCCUGAUACCGCCGAUGCGCGCGAGGCCUCACCAGAGUGCCCACUUCUGUCCGACAUCAUGGUGGGUAUACCGAGCGGCGUCUACUAAUUUUUUCAUGUACACGACUUAUGUCUAUAUUUCGACCCACUUUUGUCCGAAUUGUACCCACUUGUGUCCACUUACGGACGGCGGAAAUCGAGCGGAAUCGACGUUCACGUCACCGCACGGCAGAGAAUCGAAUAGCCUCGGAACGUCUCAGAACCUCCCAAAACCGUGUCCACGGCAUUUUUCGUAUCCAUGGCUGCCGACUGACUGCCGGCCGACCGCGGAGGAACAUGUCAGAAACAUGCCAGACCCCUUCGGUAGCGGCAUGGGAGGAUACCAGGCACGGGAAGAUUCCCGCGGCAAACCCGGCAAGUAGCGC
This is a messenger RNA of Ectocarpus sp. CCAP 1310/34, 766 nucleotides long. The record is from the annotation of a GenBank genome assembly. NCBI's taxonomy places the organism in Eukaryota, Phaeophyceae, Ectocarpales, Ectocarpaceae.